Molecule: messenger RNA, 1499 nt
Organism: Phyllopteryx taeniolatus (common seadragon)
Lineage: Eukaryota; Metazoa; Chordata; Actinopteri; Syngnathiformes; Syngnathidae
Product: F-actin-capping protein subunit alpha-2
Exons: 10
Coding region: 24-965 (313 amino acids)
Biological process (GO): actin cytoskeleton organization; barbed-end actin filament capping
Cellular component (GO): actin cortical patch; F-actin capping protein complex
Molecular function (GO): actin filament binding
Source: RefSeq, a predicted model, not a curated record
UGCGCGCGCGUGCGCGCGCCCCUAUGAGCCGAGCCAAGCUGGGGGGAACCACCCAUGCGAUGACGUCACGGCGCUCUGACAAGCUGGUGGUGCCGGAAGAAAAGAUGGCGGAUCAAGAGGAGCCGAUCAGCAACGAAGAAAAGGUGCGCAUAGCAGCAAAAUUCAUCAUUCACGCCCCACCAGGAGAGUUUAAUGAAGUUUUUAAUGAUGUGCGAUUUCUCCUCGACAAUGACAAUCUCCUCAGGGAAGGUGCAGCGCACGCAUUUGCACAAUACAACUUGGACCAGUUUACCCCUGUGAAAAUUGAGGGCUACGAUGACCAGGUCUUAAUCACAGAGCACGGGGAUCUGGGGAACGGCCGGGUCCUGGACCCCAAGAACAAGAUCUCUUUCGCCUUCGACCACUUGAGGAAGGAGGCCAGCGACCCCCGGCGUCACGAUGUGGAUGGCUCCAUGGAAGAGUGGAGGAGUGCCGUGGACUCGGCCGUCAGGGCCUACGUCAAGGAGCACUACCCCAACGGAGUCUGCACCAUUUACGGCAAAACCAUUGACGGGCAUCAGACCAUCAUUGUGUGCAUCGAGUGCCAUCAGUUUCAGCCCAAAAACUUCUGGAAUGGACGCUGGAGGUCGGAAUGGAAAUUCACUAUCUCUCCAUCCUCCACUCAAGUGGCAGGAAUCAUGAAGAUUCAGGUUCAUUACUACGAGGACGGCAACGUUCAGCUGGUGAGCCACAAGGAAGUGCAGGAGUCCAUGUCCAUUUCUAAUGAGGCUACAACCGCAGAAAGGUUUGUCAAGAUCAUGGCAGCCGCCGAGGGUGACUAUCAGACGGCCAUCAACGAGAACUAUCAGACCAUGUCGGAAACUACCUUCAAAGCCUUACGCCGCCAGCUUCCUGUUACGCGCACCAAGAUCGACUGGAACAAGAUUUUGAGCUACAAGCUCGGCAAGGAGAUGCAGAAUGCUUAAAAAAAACUAACCCCCUCCUUUGUCUUGACCACACACACACACACACACACACCGACAUGCACACAAACGCAAACAAUGUUGCAUGACUGGAUAGUUGUAUUUGUCUUUGUACAAAAAAAAAAACAUAGAGAAGACAAAGAAGAUGCAAGAUGGCAAAUUAACUCAUUGGAUGUCUCCUUUUAUUGUUUUCUUUUUAUACAUACACAUGCGCGCCUCCUCGCUAUAAUCCGACAUUAUAUUGGAAAGAUGUAUACGUGACAUAGGAAAGAAACCAAACGAGAGGGCAAAAUGUAUACAGCAAUACUAUUAUUUGUAGUAAUUUUCCACAAAAGUAAAUCCUUAUUGGAAAAAACGUUUCUCCCCCCCCCCCCCUUUUUUUUUUUGGGCUGCUUCCUCCACUGUUUGUCCCAUCUUUUUCUCUCCUGACCGACUGAACGAUGUCUUCCAUCUCUGACCGUCUGACAAGCUUCACUAACCAGUCGCCUGCUGCUUCCAACAAUAUCAAAAGUUACAAUAAAAACAAGUCCCCCCCCC